Girardinichthys multiradiatus is the source of this 4067-nucleotide messenger RNA. Its product is annotated as serologically defined colon cancer antigen 8 homolog. The coding region runs from base 28 to 2073 and encodes 681 amino acids. Lineage: Eukaryota; Metazoa; Chordata; Actinopteri; Cyprinodontiformes; Goodeidae. Gene Ontology annotation, biological process: neuron migration; establishment of cell polarity; tube formation. Gene Ontology annotation, cellular component: centrosome; centriole. The record is from RefSeq and is a predicted model, not a curated record. The transcript is spliced from 18 exons.
AUGUGAUUUAGUGAAGGUUAUAUAUCAAUGAAACCAUUUGACUCAGAUGAAGAGGAGGCAGAGCAGCUGGGCACCAAGGAGAAGGAGCUGAGACAGCGGGCCAACCAGAGCAUCCAACAGCUGAGCAGUGCUCUGGAGCAGCUGAACGCUGAUGGAGAGGACGUCCGAGCUGGUCCAGCUAACUUCCUCACAAUGGCGGCUGAAGAGGACACGGCAGCGUGGAGUCACAAGACGCAGAGUGAAGCAGUUAACCAGCUGAAGAGCCUCCUUCUGAAGCAAUGCAGAGAAAUCCCCACCCCUCUCUCUCCUUCAGAGAAGCGAUCUCCUUCCAAGAGAGUGCAGCAGGAAGGCAGGCCCAGUUUGCCUGCCCUUCAGGACCUGGUUCCACUGAGUUAUGAUCAGUCUGAGUACAUCCAGCACCUAGAAGCUGAAGUAAAGUUCUGCAAGGAGGAGUUGCAAGGACUGAAACACCGGAUUAGAGUGGUGGUGGUGGAAAAUGAGAAGCUGCAGUCUGAACUCAAAUCCAAGGUGCACAGCAGCAGCUUGAUAGCCUCAAAAACAGAUCACAACACAUGGAGAAAUGAUCUGGAGCAGUUAAAAGGGAUCCACCAGGCCCAGAUUGAAAGCUUGGAGGCUCAGGUCAUCUCUCUCAGAACGGAUCUGUCAGUGAGUCAGAAGGAGUGUGAGGAGGUGAAGGUUCGUCUUAGACACAAAGAGAAGCAGGUUGCAGAAGCAUUACCGGCUGAUGGAGCUCCCCGUGUGGCCGGGUUGUGUCUGCAGUGUGCGCAGCAUGAAGCAGUGUUGGCUGGAACUCAUGCAAACCUGCAUGUGCAGGCUAUUGACAGGCUCACAAAGGAACGGGAUGAAUUACUGGCAGCUCUAUGCGCAGUGCGGGUGAGUCAACAGGAGGCCCAACAGAGGGAGUGGUCAGCUUGUCUCCAGGUCAAACAGGCUGUGGAGAUGGCAGAAGAAGCUAAUCUACAAAAAGCUAGGGUGGAGGUGCGAUGUGAGCAGUUAUCCAGGGAGCUGUUACGGCAGAGGGAGCAGCUGGACAGAGAAACACAUGCAAUGCAGGCCAAGAUGACAGAGGCCAGAGAGGAGGGCCGGGCGGAAACACGCAAACAAAAAGAAGAGCUAGCACAAAUGGCGUCCAGCCUUUCUCAGCGUGUAGCCGAGCUGGAAGGACAGCUAGACCGAGCUCACAGAGACAGGAGUUCACUGACCAAUCAGCUGGAGGACACGCUCAGCAAGCUAACCUAUCAGGAGCAAGACAACGCCAAGGUGUGUAUGGAUCUGCGAUAUCAGCUGAGUAAUGCCAACCUGAAAAAAGAGGAGGCUGAGAGAGAACGUAGAGAGCUGAAGGCCAAGACGAGCAGAGAGAAGGAGAAAGCAUCACAGGAAGUGGAAAGUCUGAGCUCAGAGCUGGUUUGCUGUCGGCAGCGUUUGGAGGUGGCCCAAAGGGUUGGGAGCCAAUGGCAGACCAAAGCCCUGAGCCUAGAGGAACAGCUGGCAAAUGCCCAGCACCAACUGCACCUCACCAGACAGGACGGGGAGAGUGCGGAGCGGGCUUAUGCCGAGGAAAUAGCUUCUGUGACCCUUUCAGCGCAGGAACGGGAGAAGAAGCUGGCUGUCAUGCUGCAGAAAAUGGAGGCUGAACACCUGCAGAGAGUUGGAGAUAUGGAGAAUCUCAUGGGUUCCCAGAAUUCCCUUAACAGGAAGCUCAAAGAGGAAUGCUGCAAACUUGGGGCCAAACUGGGACAGUUGUCUCAUCAUAGCAGAAGUGAGCUGGAGCAGCUGACUCUGGAGAAGCAGCACUUAGAGGACACGGUGAAGCGUCUGAGAGCCCGCUGCUCAGAAAUGGAGGAACAGUGUGUCCAGCAUGGACGCAUGCACCAGCGCAUGAAGGACAGGCUGCAGCAGUUGGACCGGCACUGUCAGAGCAGCGCCCAGCAGGUGUGUGAGCUUCUGGCCAAACAGAGCCAGCUGAUACAGGAAAGAAACGUGCUCAGCGUCGAGAUGCAGAACCUACGUGUCGAGAUACCAAACAUGAGACAUGAACCACUGAGCACAUGAAUCCAUCGGUUCUGGUUCCUCCUCUCCGGUCUUCCAGUCCGGAUGUUACAUCUGUUCAACAUGUUUCUAAUCUAUUCCCUAUCAGGAUCGCCUUUUAUGUUACUUUCACUGUGAAUGAUGUGUUUAAUGUUGGAGGUACUGAACACUAUGGAGCUUAACAACAGUAAAAACCAGAACAAAACAUCUUGUUCUGUUUAGAGGGUUUUGGCUUAUCCCUUCGGCCUGUGGAGUUAAUCAAACCUGUAUUUCUGUUUCCGCGUCCUUGUUUGCUUCAGCGAUAUGAAAAAAAUUUGAAAAAUGAACCUUUACAACAACGUUCACAACGAAAGAAUAGUAGUGAAGAGAGACAGUCUUGUUCGCUGCAGCUGCCGGUCUCUGUCUUCUUUAGACAAACUAGUGCUGGAGAGACCUGACAGAGUGCAGCUUAGUCCUUAAAAUGAUGUCUGGGUUUAUGAAGCAGGAGGAACACCUUUCUGUAAGUUUAAUGCACACUAUUCACUGCAACUUCCAGAAAACAUGUCACGAGCUGAAUCAUCAGUCGUAUCAAAACUGAGAGGGGAGCUAGCAUUAGCUGGCCUGCGCAAAGAUCCUCAGUAGAGGCGAGAUGUAAUUACUUUGGACUUUUUAGCUACAUUUGCAGAAUCGUGUACUCCUCUGCAAUCACAGAGUUACAACCACGAUCACGUGGUUUAAUUUUACUAAAGAACAGUAAAACAUGUUUCAAUUUAAGUAGAGAAUAAUCGACCAUAAAAUAUGGAAUUCUGAAACCUAAAUAUCUAAAAAGUUCACAACAAAAAACAUUUUUUCCUAGGUGCAAUAAUUACACGGAGGAAUUGAAGCGGUGCAGUCUUCAUUCUCAGAAGCAAGGCUGAGAUGAGGGUCCAUUUCUAAUGUUAUUUAUUCUGAUAACUCUAAAUGUUAUUCCAUUCGUAGUAUAUCUGUGUAAACCACAUGCUUUUAUAUCUGAAUGAAUCAGUGCAUUAUCCCAUCCUCUAACGAUCCGCAGGAUCCCGUAUUGACUGGCAAACAUUACUGCAAUAUGGUUCAUCCGGUCAGAUGUUCUUAAACAUUUUAGGAACACCUCAUCGGGUCAGAACCUCAAGUUGGGGGUCCAUUCAUUUUCUGCUCCACCUGUGUCCCUUGCACCAAAAACCGCCCCUUAACGACUGUCGACGUUUUAUUGUAUGUCAUUAAUUCAGGCCUCAUCGUACAUAAUCACACUUAUUAAAUAUUUAACCCUUUAAAUGUCAGUUUCAGAUAUUAAAGGCUCCCUGUUUGCAAACUGGUAGAAUAACAUGAACACGAAUAUUUACCUUCACCUGGUGAAAAAUACAAUAUUAAAUUUUGAGGGACUUUUAAAACCAGUGAUUGAAAAUGAAAUGAACAUAGAAACAAAAUUGCAAAAGUUGUGUAUUAAAAAAAAAAAUCAUUUUAAAUGGAGUCGGAACACAAACGGGACACAGAUUGCCUUAUUUAUUUCACUGCUUCAUUCGCUCCUUAUGUAUUUAUUGCACAAAAAAAACCUGAAGGAAAUUCCUCUAAACUUGCCCUGUUUGAUAAGUGGACAGAAAAUAAUAGGUCAAACAUUAAGUGAGUCAACACAGUGCAGCAGAUUGACAUAGUGCUUUAUUGAAGCUGUCUGUAAGAAGGAAAAUAAUGUGCAUCCCUAUCUUAUACAUCUUAUGUGUAAAAAUACUAAGGAUAUACAGAAUAAAAAAACAGCUCCAUGUUGAUGGUAAUGUUUUCUCAUCCUUGUGGCCUCUCAGGGCCAUACCACUGCAUCCUGACAGUAUGAAGGACAUAAAGGCUGUUUGAUUUACUCUGCUGUGGUUUCAAACAUCAUCUCUCAGAGCAGAGUGGUUCAGUGCUGCAGAGAAACGUGGCCCUUUCGUUUUCCAGAGGCGUCUCAUCACCAUUCAGCUACAGCAUAUAAUGGACAUGGCGUUGAAAUAUUUUUACAUGUUUGCUGUUUCUAAAUAAAUAAAUGAAUCUCA